UUCUCCCUAAGGAUCAAACUCAUAAAGACAUGAACGUUCACAGAUUUUCGAAAUUUUUUGCAGGGACACUUCAUUUGGCAAUAGUAAUUCAAAAAUGUAUUUAGAUCUGAUAGUGUUGCUGUGGUUGCUAUGGAAACAGCAUGUCAUAUUUCUGAUAAUGUAAUUUGAACUAAAAAAUGAGUUUCUAAAUAAAAGAUACAAAUUGCAGAGACUUUGUUUAAAUAAAUGAAUAUGUACUAAAUUAAUAAUUUUGAAAUGGCCAAAUGAUUAUUUUAAUUUGUCUAAAUUUACCUUGGAGGUCUGAUUAAUUGUAUGAGAGCUCAAUGUAUAGAGCUUUGUGUUGUUUUUCUUGAAAAACUUAGGAAAUUUCACAGCCAAAAUAUAUUAAUUGCACCAAACAUCAUUAAAUUUAGUAUAGAUAUUUUAAAAUAGGCUACCAAAGACAAUCAAUUAAGAAAAAAAUAUUAGUGGGGUAAACAUUAUUUUUCAUACAAUCACCAUUGAAAGUUUUCAAAUAAGCAUCAUUUUUGUCAGAGAGUUAUUUCCCUUUUAUUGCCUCAUUUAUUUAGAAGCAAUAAACAAUCUAUUGUCCAUAACAACAUAACAGACGACAGAAGAUGGUAAUAUGUGUGCACCUAGUUGAGAAAUAAUCAAAAAACAGUGAGAUGAAUUGUAGUUUAAGUUGUUAUGACACAUCUGUGUGUUGUAGUAGUUCUUAUGAAAGCAUCUGUGACAUAGAUAGGGAAAUAUCAGACAUAGUAUUGUCAGAAGUUGGUCUGCUUUUCUGUCAGAGAACCAAAAACUUUUCAGUCUGUAAUGUUCAUUUGGAGAAAAUCUUGAUUAAAAACCGGUCUAAGAAUAAAUCUGUUCGAUGUGCUAUUCCAACACUACUUUCACACCAUAAGAAGACAGCUCCACGGGCGGAGAGAAACAUUACAAAGGAUGCCAUGAUGAAGAUUCACAGCAGUACUGGCAUUGUACUGGCUAUUGGAACCCCUAUCUGUUCAAACUGCAGAAAACACUUGUCAUCAGGCAAACCAGAUGCACAUCUUGAAGUUUCAGUGCCAAGUGAGGAAAUCUCUGUAGAGACAUUAUCAGAGAUUGACUUUAACACAAAUUUAGCUUUAAACAUUGAUGGAGAGAAAAGAGAAGACAAACGCUACAGUUCUAGAUCUGAUUCAUGUACAAAACUUUGGAAUGAUCACCAUAAGGAAACAGUAACAGAUGGAGAGAGUCAAACAGAGAGUGAAAGUAUGUGCUUAGAGACAGGUGACAGCCAAUAUUCAGAGGCAUCAGUCUGUGUGAUGGACAAGUUACAGAAGCUGAAUUCCUUCCUGGCCAUUUCAGAUGUGUCACCUGUGAAGGAAAAAUUGAUUCCAUUAUCAUCAUCUACAGAUAAAACCAAGCAGAGAUGCCUGUCAAAAGCACUACAAUGUAUGUCAGCCAUUUGUGAAACCAUCUGUCCGGGUGAGGGAGACUCUUUAAAAGAUUUGUUGUUCAAGUCUGUGCUUUCAGCACAUACACCUGAAAAGUCCUCUACACAUGAUCAAACAGCACUUAUAUUAAAGGACAUAUAUAUUUCAGCAGAAACAUGGUCAUUAAGAAGGCAAAUCCUUUCAGUUUUAUCCAGAAAUUACAGCUUUAAUGAGGUCAGAGAGAUGAUACCGGAUCUGACAAAGUACCGAUUUUAUGCUGCCAAACUGCACAGUGAUGAAGUAGGCUGUGGUCUCCCUGUGUCCAAAGAAAGACUAACGAGAAACAAGAUAGACAUAGCAGAGUUGGAACACUUCAUAGAUUUCAUUAUCAGUUCAGAUGUUGUUAAAGAUCUACCUUUUGGUAUGAAAACUAUGAAGCUUACAACUGGAGAAAUAGUCGCUGUGCCGAAUUUGAUUCGAAGUCUUGCACCUUCAUCUCUUGUAAAUCAGUACAUUCAGUAUUGUGAAUCAGAAAAUGUUGGUCAUUUAGGAAGAAGCACAAUGUAUAAGAUCCUUAAUGACUGUUCUGCCUCAGUAAGGAAAUGUGUUGAGGGUCUUGACUAUUACAUCGCAGAGGGUGGAAAGGCAUUUCAAGAUCUUGAAACCAUCAUAGAAAAACUCUGCACAUCCAGUGAAAAGAAGAAAGAACUGAAAUCCAAAUUGCUAAAUGGGAAGCGAUAUAUCAAAUCAGAUUUCAAGGUACAUAUCCAAAAAGAGAAUGCUGUUCCGGAUCAUUGCCAAAUAUUUGCACUAAGUGAUAGUGAAAAGUGCUUCUCCCAAAGUUGUAACACCCAGCAUAAACACAGUUGUGAACAGUGUAUUGACUUGGCAGACUUUUUAGCUGAAAUAAGUACACUGACACAGAAUGGUACAUGGGACAAUAAAGAUUCCAUUGUAUUCCAGGUUGAAAAUGCUGUAGAAGCUAUAAAAGAUUGGAAAAGUCAUGCUAUGAGAGCUAGGAAUCAAGAAGGUGCAAAACAAGAUCUGCUAAAGAAUUUAAAUGAAAAUCAAGCACUUAUCACAUGUGACUGGGCGAUGAAAUUUCUACCACGCAAAUUUAGAGAAGGUCAGAGUGACUGGUUCGCCAAACGUGGAAUCAACUGGCACAUUUCGGUAACCUUAUACAAACAAGGGGAAGAACUAAAGACAAUUACACAUGUACACAUUUUUUCAUCCCAGAUAUCUCAAGAUGGUUCUGUUACUGCUUCUGUGUUGUGUGAUGUAGUUCAUGAUCUGAGAAAACAACUACCAAACAUACAGGAGGUAAACUUCUUCUCAGAUAAUGCAGGAUGUUAUAAGAACACAAUGUUGAUGGUAGCACUUAAAGAUGAACUAGGAGAUAAGUUGAAAACAUACAACUUCAGUGAAGCACAGGAUGGCAAAGGUCCAUGUGACCGCAGGGCUUCACAUAUCAAGGCAUGUGUUAGAAGAUACAUUAAUGAGGGACAUGAUGUCACAUCUGCAGAGGAGAUGAAAAAGGCUAUAGAUGUUAAACAGAAAGGAUCAUUUAGGGUAAAAGUUGUUGACAUUGUUACUAAUUUGGAUGCAGAGAAGUCACAGAUUAAACCAAUUACUGGAAUUACUCAAUUGCAUAAUUUUUCAUUUGAUGUCAAUGGAAUAACAGUUUGGAAGGCAUAUGGAAUUGGAGAAGGAAAGCGGAUAGCAUGGGAAAACAUCGGAACCACAGAGCAAAGAACCAAUCUGUUGGUUAAAGUUGAUUGGACAAUUACAGCUCCUCAGUUGUUGGAAGUAGAAGUUAUGGCACAAGAAGAAGAACUUGUAGAACCAAACCCUAAAAAACAAAAGAAGAACUCCAUCAAUCAGCCAUAUGAUUGCCCAAAAGACGGCUGCACAAGAGCUUUUAAAACUCAAUGUGCACUGGAGCAACACAUCAUUGUUGGUAAUUGUGAUUAUCACAAUGAAAAAACAACUGAAGAUAAAGCCAAGUCAAUGUAUGGACAAAAAGUUAAUUCUUUGUUUCACGGUACAAGGGUUCAACUGGAUUGUAACUUAAAUGACUGCCGUACAUCAGAAUCAGUAAAAGGAUGGGCACUGAAAGGUAAAAAGAAAAGAACAGUUUUUACUCAAUCUCAAGUGAAUUACAUGAAGGAGAAAUUUGAUAUUGGGAAGGUAUCAGGAAGAAAAGUCGAUCCCUUUCAAGCAGCUGAUGAGAUGAGACAGCUGCAACAAGGAGGGAAAUAUGUUUUUUCAAGGAAGGAAUAUUUAACUGGGCAGCAGAUUACAGCAUAUUUUUCAAGGUUGGCACUCAAAGACAGGAAGACCGACCUUGAUGAUUUCAGAUCUGCCGAAGAGGAAAAUAAUAAGAGAUGCCUUAAACAGGAGAUUUUGGACAGUGUUUCUUUAUAACUUUGAUUAAACAGUUUCUUUCAAAAAUUAAGCUCAAUCAUCUAGUAUCACAUUUUUUUUAUUAACAUAUUUAUAGAUAAUUCAGUUUUAAUAUAUGUGUACUUUAAUGUUUUUUUGUUAAUUCUUGUACGAAAAAAAACCCUUAUCUCAUUUAUCAAGGCAAAAACUUGAACUUUACAAAUUUGACCUUGACAGUUUAAAGUUGUCCUGAAAGUGCAAUUUGAACCUUUUUUUUAACAUCAAAAGGUCAUAUCCCUAUUCACUGACUAGCUUGAUUAAAGAUAACAAUUCAAGAAGAUCUGUUACUAUUCUAGACUCAGACUAGACAAAGUGGAGUAAUUUUUUUUAAUUUUUUUUUUACCUUGACCUCUAAUUUUGAAUUUUUACAUCUGGCAAGACUUAUUUGUAUUUCUUUCUUUAUAGUAAUAACCAAUGUAGAUAUUUACUAUUAACAUUAAAGAAACAGCCAGGAAUAUCAUUAAAAAUCUACAAAUUUUGGCAAAAAUGUCAAUAUUUCAGAUCUUUGACAUUGACCUCUGACCUUGACCUUUGGAGUAUUGAUCUAAAAGUCCUCAUCAAUCUUUUGCUUUUAAUAGCAUCUCAUUGGCUUUUACUUUUUGAACAUUUUGGUUAAUAAUUGAAUGUAAGAAAAUGAAAAAAAACUUGCCUUGAUAUGUGUCAAAUUAAGAAAAUUUGCAACUCGGUGGGGGCUUUUUGGGGUUCAUGUUAAAGUAAAAAUACUUCUUACCCCACUAAAUUUUUUUUUAUUUUGGACAGCAUAAUUACAAUGUUCUUUAAAAAGAGUAAUAACUUUAUCACUGAUUUGGUGCAUUUUUAUAAAUUAGCCUUAGAAAUCCAUUCAAUAUUUGACAUUUUAAAAAAAUGAAAAAAGUGG
Messenger RNA from Mytilus trossulus (common blue mussel), 4737 nucleotides. RefSeq lists its product as uncharacterized. NCBI's taxonomy places the organism in Eukaryota, Metazoa, Mollusca, Bivalvia, Mytilida, Mytilidae. The record is from RefSeq and is a predicted model, not a curated record. Bases 666 to 3842 code for a protein of 1058 amino acids. The transcript has 13 exons.